Molecule: messenger RNA, 5011 nt
Organism: Amoebophrya sp. A120
Lineage: Eukaryota; Dinophyceae; Syndiniales; Amoebophryaceae
Source: the annotation of a GenBank genome assembly
AGGUGAUCUUCCAAUGUACUUCUAGGUUCGGUAACAAAUCAUCUCCUGCUGCUAAAUCGAAAUCAUCACUUUGAUCAUUUCGGGUAUUUUUGUUCGGUCCGGCCUAGUCUUCGCCCAACAGUAAUAUAUCUGAGCAGUACAAUUUUUUUUGUCAUUCAAAAGAACAGCCUCUUCAAAUUCAACGUCGACCUCUUUGAUGUCUACCGUUCACUGCCUUGGCUGUAACUCGAAAUCACAUCAGUACUUUCAUCACUUUUUCACCUCAGCAUUCUGAUCGUUUGCUUCCCACCUUUAACUUAGUCUACUUCCCUUCGAGACGUCGAGAGCAGCCUACCUGUAGUUAACAGACAAGCUGUGAACAAGGUAAAAAAAAUUGUAUAAUUUGGGAGAAAUAGAAAUUACGUAUUAUAGUACCCCAACGAACAACAACAAGCAUCCGGAUCCGGAACCAGGAUUAUAAUGAUGUCCAAGAGCUAUUGCAAAGUGGGGGCGGUCUGCGCUCUCGGCUGCACCCUGCAGAUGGUGACCUGCAGUAGAAGAUUUUCAACCUCGCAUGAUCUGGAUCGGACCGUCAAGGUUGCGAAGGGGCUUAUUUCUCCGGAGGAUCUUAUGGGAGCGUCAGGUUUGAAAUCGUCAAAGUUGAAAUAAUCUGCAAUGCAUAAAAUGCAUCACCCGAGGUACGUGUGUUGCAGAGCAGGCAAGUGAGGCCGAUUGUAAGCCUGUUAGGGGUUACAGUUCGAGCUGCUAAAGUAGCAUGAGAAAUUCCUCUUCUUUGCCUAAACAGCAUGACAAACUGGAUUUAGGGACCGCCGAAAUUUGUCAUGCGCCAGUUGUAAACCGGGUUCCAACUGGCGUCCAUUUUAUGCAUGACAAAUUAUUUCAACUUUGUCGAUUUCAACUCUGACACAUCCAUAGAUCGCCGCUUCAUCCGCGCAGCUUCCACCGCAGCCGCUUUUUCCUCCGCUUCAACUGCGCAGCAGCCGCCCAAGUGGAGCCAGUUUCUGCAGAAAAAGUUAUUUCUGUACACGUUUGAGGCGCGCGAAACACUGAGAAAGAAAUGGCACUUUCGGAAGAUGAAAUCCCGUGCGGGGCGCAAAGGGAUGGAACGACUGCGAGAAUUGGUCGAAAAGCCGCUCGUAUGCAUUGCAAAAGCAUCGUACUAGUAUAAAUCGCAUGACAAAUUGACUUAGCAUUACAAAUGAAAUUUGUAAUGCGGAUUUGCCUCAAGAAAAAGAUUUGUAAUGCAUAACUGCAAUUACUACGAGUACGAUACUUUUGCACAGGAUAGCUCGCGGCCAUGGAUUUGGACAAGACCCUGUUCUAUCAAGAGUAAAAAUGUCUGGGUCUGGAAGGUUGGAACUUGUGAUGCUAACUUUGGACUCUAAAAAAAUCUGUAUUGCAUGACCAGCAAGAGGAGUCUAGUACUAGUUUGUGCUACGCGGGGAGGGCAUUUGUCAUGCGGAAUAGGCAUCAGGAAGCCGUCUAAAAAUCUUCUAUGAUGCUAGGUCGUGCAUUAUAGAGAUCCUGGGUCAUGCAAAAUAUGCAUGACAAACCCUGCAACAUUCCAGACCCAGACAUUUUUACAUUUGAUAUGUUCGUGGAGGACGCAAACUUCGAGCAGUUCAAAAAAAACCUCCACGCUAUGGAAGCGUCAGGACUGAAAUCGUCAAAGUUGAAAUGAUUUGUCGUGCAUAAAAAAAUGGAAGGCAUGAAGUGCCUCUCUUGCUGGAUUGGCAAGUGAGGCAGAUUGUGAGCCUAUUCAGGGUUUGAAGUAGAGCUGCUAAAGGAGCAUGACAAAAGCAGUCUUUUGUGCCCAAACAGCACGACAAAUUGGAUUCCGGUGCUCCGAAAAUUUGUCAUGCGCUGCUUGGAAAUUGGGCUUCCAACUGAUCUGCAUUUUAUGCGUGACAAAUCAUUUCAACUUUGUCGAUUUCAAACCUGACGCUUCCAUACACGCCCUGCAACGCUUCGAAGCCGCCGGGGGCAUCGGGUUUCCGGUCACGGGGAAUAAUCUCCAGAUGGCCGGUAAGAAAUUCGACAAGGUGCAAGAGGAAGAUCUUCAAAAAUGGAACAGCAAGGGCUUGCGUAACAAGCCGGGCAUCUACGUCAACGGUGCCUACAUCCAGGGUUUGCAUGGCAGAGUGAUCCAGCAGUCUGCGCUUCAGUCCAUGAAGGCAACAACGACCCCCGCGCAGCCGGGGAACCUGGGUCAAAAAACUAUGGACGGCUUCGAAUUUCUGCUCCAGUUUGUGAAAGAAAAAGUCUUUACCGACGAAGGAAUCAGCAAAUUCGGACACAUCGGGCUCCACUUCAUCAGCGGGCGCGAGAGCUACGUACUUGACGGGUCGAACAUGAACCCUGUGCGCGGGCACCUGGGUGGGAAAUUGUUUCUCGAAGAGAAUGAGUAUCCCGUGCACACAGGUGAUGAGCUCAUUCAGAAAAUCAACGAGGAUGUCUUCGCCCCGGCGCUGACGGCCGUGUUCGUGUGGCCGGUCGAGGAGGAAAUCGAGAGGGAAUACAAGGUAUGAAUCGCAAACUAUGUCGUGUCUGGGUCUGGAAACUUGUGAUGCUGGAUCGCAAUGAUUGAGCAUCCUCUCGUCGAGUGCAGCCAAACAUGACAAAUUUGUGACACGCCUUGUUCUCAUGCGUAGCGCGCAUGAGAAAGAACUGCGUUUUUCAUUUUCUUUUUUCCGGACACAAGAAGUCUUCGCGCUUUUGUUACUCGUGCAACACAGAAGAUUUCAGAGGCAUGCAGGCCAAGCAAUACAGGUUCCACUUCAAAAAUAUUUCCAGACCCAGACAUAUUUGCAAUGCAUACAGAGGCAACUUCGGCUCGAAGGACUUCGUUGAGAAGCAUUAUGCGGAUAACAUCAGGCCGAAGCAGAUCCUCGUUAUGGAGGCACUGCAGCAGUACACCAAGGAGCUUUUCGGGCCUGAAGAGGCACAUAAAAUGGAGUACGAAAUCAAACCCCUGGCCGCCCCGUGGCCUGAACUGGACGUGAACGUAAAAGGCAUCAACAAGGGCGCGUCGCUGGAGCGCUUUCUGGAGGACGAGGAAGUGCGCGAGCACUUGAAGCUAGAGCCCUUUGUUGACACGACCACGACUUCUGAUGUUGUUCCCACUUCUACAGACAAGAACACCUUGGAUGAAGAACAAAACCUGCAAAAGUUGCGACGCGACGUAAUGACCAAAGUGGCCGUGUACGGGGACGCCGCGAAUGACGAGGGCAUGUUUAAGGCCUUGCCGAAGACCGGGGAGCAGGUGGCGCUGCGCGUGGGUAUGACGGACCGCUGCUCGCAGUUGGGCAAUAUGGCGUUCUCAAACGUUACAUUCUCAACUGUUACAUGAAUUUGUAAUGCAAGACUGGCAAAAGUGAAAGGAGGAAGAUUGCGCCUUUUGCAUUACAAGUUUGGCGCAGAUUUAGGUGCUGUUUAGUCCUGCUUCCCAAGUUUGUCAUGCGAAGCAGCUUGAUCAUCUGCCGACUUGAGGUGCUUUCGCAUGACAAAUCAUUUAACACUUGAAAAUGUAACGUUUGAGAAUCCCAUAGGCAACUUGCCAAACGUGCAGGCGGAAGUUGACCAGGUGUUGAACCUGGCGACUGCCGUGAUGAAGGCGAAGCUACAGACCGUCGGUGAUGUGCGGGGACUGGAUGACACCGACAAGGCGGCGCUGAGUGAGAUGCUCGGUGGGGAAGCGUACACCCCAGAUGCCUUUAUUGGCUUUACACAGACCACCGCUCGCACAGGAGGUCGUCGUAGCUCUACUAACAAGCGGAAGCGCACCAGCAAGAAGUCUCCGUUUUUGGCGCAGUCACAGUAACUGCAUGGCGGUCGUGCUGUCGGGAAGUUUUUGCUGCGUCAACAAAAGAAGCGGCCUACUUUGUUUUUGAGCAAGUAGGGCAGCGGCCGUGACUGAGGCAUGUGAGUUUUUACGUAGCUGCUGAUGCAGCUCGAGGAUUAAAGAAAUGUACUUACUUGAGUUGUAGUUGCUCUCGCUCUGGCAGGUACAACAGAAGAAUUUUUCUGUGCUACUCGUCGUGGAGAAGUGUAAAGAGGACUUCUGCCACCUCUGUGAUACAGAAGAAUUCGCUCUGCAAAACCUGCGUUUUGUCAUCAUUUUUUCGUGCAGAAGUUGCGCCUUAUACAUAGAAGUACGUAGUUAAACUAGAGCUAGUACUAAGAAGAAAAAUUUUGGCUACCAUAAAGAGACGAACAAAGAGACGAAGAGCACUUUUUUUUUGUACCAUGAGAAGCACGACUAAAAGUUUACUAUUCAUAUAUUUUUUUUGGGAAAAUAAAAUUCAUUGCUGGCUGUGUAGUUGAAAAUCAAAAUUUAUUGGAUGUGAUCGCUACUCCUGUAGUUGUACAACUAACCUUGGGAAGAGGAGCAAGAAGCUAUUUAUUGAAACAACGCACGAAAACGAUGCUGGAAGUGGCGAAGAAAGAAGAAGAAACUGUGCUUACGCACUUAAGUACGCAAAUUUGAAACAGGGCCAGGGGAAGGUGGGAAGCUAACACCGUUGUACACCCCUUGGCAGCGGAAGAGUUGGCUCGCCUUCUCUACAGCUGCAGCAGGAACCCUUGCUGCUGGGUGUAAUCACUACUAUCUUUUUCUUAUCAUUCGUAACAGACUGAUGAAGUACCAAAGGUUAACAAGCUUCAUAAUUAUUUUUUUUGGAUUAGGAAGAUGAUUCCACUUUUGGGAAGCUUCCUAUUUUGGUUUACUAAGGAUGAAGAAGAUUCCUGCAAGGUGUAGGCAUUCUUCUUUAUUUUGUUUAUUGGCACAUGCAGAGAUUGGCACAUGCAGAGGGAGAGCGGGACGGAGAGGAUCUAGUAAGAUCGUGAGUAGUACUCCGAGUCCAACGCUUUGGUCCUCUCCCGUCCUCUUCCACCACUGACUGGGCAUAUUUGUUCUUGUUACGGAUGUAUGAUGAGCAUUUGAAUUAUUCACGGCCAAAUGAAGUAGUCCCAGCUAAAUCUAAAAGUUGGAAGAUGAAAACGCCGAUAGGAC